This is a messenger RNA of Anthonomus grandis grandis, 1358 nucleotides long. RefSeq names its product KICSTOR subunit 2-like. Bases 119 to 1324 code for a protein of 401 amino acids. Gene Ontology annotation, cellular component: KICSTOR complex. Lineage: Eukaryota; Metazoa; Arthropoda; Insecta; Coleoptera; Curculionidae. Gene Ontology annotation, biological process: cellular response to glucose starvation; protein localization to lysosome; negative regulation of TORC1 signaling. The transcript is spliced from 8 exons. The record is from RefSeq and is a predicted model, not a curated record.
AGUCAAAAAUUUUAUUUGUUUUUGUUUACAUUUUUAUUCAAUCUGUUUUUAUUUUUUAUAUAUAUUUUUUAAAUUAAAUCUUGUGGCCUGUGCUGCUUUUUAUUGGAUUAUUGUUAUUAUGGAAAAGGAGGAUGAAUUCCUCUUUAAUUAUUUUACCUUAAUCGCCCAGUUGUGUUUCGAGAAAGCAAAAGACAAUGUGGAAAAGGAUAAACCCCCAAAAAGUCCAGCGACACCAUGGACUACAUUCCUCAACGUCCUGCAACAACUUGCCACAGCAGAAAAAAACUAUAUGGAUAUGGGAUUUUUGCAGAAUAGACAGAAAAGUUUCCUAAGAAAAGAUAAUUCAUUAAGGGCCGUGUAUGAAUACAUGAAAAACGACUUGAGAAAGAUAGAAGAUAGCUGCAAAAAUUCCAAUCCAAGAUUACAAAACUAUUGCCAGAACAUUAUGCAACUUUUAAAUGCUCGAGUGAGCCUAAUGGAUUUGUAUGAAAAAAUCUACAACGUUACAAUGACGAACAAACUAAUGAACUAUAUGGACAUGCUAAACAUUAUUGAAAACAUUAUUCAAACUCACUAUCUCGGGUUCACCGAUAUCACCCUCACACCUAUGAAAGCCGUUUUUAGCUUAGAAUGUGAGGUUCUUCAGCAAAUGUUCAAAGCCAUGUUUGAGUUACAAAAUUUACAAUUUUUACCUAGUUUAGCCUCAAUACAUGGGGCGCAUGCGAGGUUAAAUGCUUGGGAAAGUAAAAUGCAAAGAGAAAUAUGGAGAUUGGGUAUUUUCAAGAACAGCCCUUUGCCAGCUUUAUUUCAAUGGCUUCAAAAAUUGAAAGGAGGCAUCUUAAGUAAAUUCAGUUUAUAUUUUCAUGAUGUAUUGGCCAAUCAAACUCCGUCCCAUGAUAUGAAGCACAUUUGCUCCAAGUUGCAGUGUGAUUUUUACCAAAAGAUGGUGAAUUUCCAAAAAAAAUAUGAAGCAGCUUGCAUAGUUUUGCUCUCGGAUGGUCGUCUAAGCUGUGAGGCCGCCAAUUAUGAAAAUUUUCCCGUUAUCGUUUCGUAUCCUUUAAAAAAUCCCCCUCAGGUGGACAUGAUGUUAAAACUAAUAUCCGAGACUAGUGAGUUUUCAAGCUUAAAGCCAGUCACAAAGUUUAGAUUUGAGGAUCAUUGCACUUAUUGCCUAACACUGGUCGAACCGAACAUUUAUUUCGUGGUCUUGUUCCAGUCGAAGAAAACGGAAAAGGACACGUGGAUCGGCACUUUCGUUAACGAUUUUUGUACCAGUUUACGAUUUACUAAAAUAUUUGUUAGUCUUAAAAACCACGUAAAAUAGUUUAAUAUAUAUAUUAUACAAAUAGAAUUAAUAA